Calypte anna (Anna's hummingbird) is the source of this 2198-nucleotide messenger RNA. RefSeq names its product dopamine beta-hydroxylase (gene DBH). Gene Ontology annotation, biological process: norepinephrine biosynthetic process; dopamine catabolic process; octopamine biosynthetic process. Gene Ontology annotation, molecular function: dopamine beta-monooxygenase activity; copper ion binding. The coding region runs from base 86 to 1975 and encodes 629 amino acids. NCBI's taxonomy places the organism in Eukaryota, Metazoa, Chordata, Aves, Apodiformes, Trochilidae. The transcript is spliced from 12 exons. Gene Ontology annotation, cellular component: secretory granule membrane. The record is from RefSeq and is a predicted model, not a curated record.
UCAGUCCAACAAUCCAAUUUCCCAACAACCAAAUGCAAUUAAAGCCCAGCACUUACCCAGCUUGCCUAGGAGGGCCAACACAUAAAUGGGCUCGGGCAGAGAUCGGGGUGUCCUGCCCAGCAUGCAGAGCUCCAGGAGCAGCCCCUGCCCCAGGCUCAGGCUGCGGGAGGUGGCAUCCAUGUACCUCACCAUGGUCGCUGUCUUCCUGGUUAUCCUGGUGGUGGCCUUGCAGGGCUCGGUGCCCCGGGGGAGGGAUUUUCCCUACAAGGUGCCCCUGGAUCCUCAGGGGUUACUUGAGCUCUCCUGGAAUGUCAGCUAUCCCGAGGAAGCCGUGAAUUUCCAGCUCCUGGUCAGGGACCUGCAGUUUGGGCUCCUCUUUGGGAUGUCAGACAGGGGAGAGUUUGAGAACGCGGACCUGGCCGUGCUCUGGAGUGAUGGGAAAAAUUCCUAUUUUGGGGAUGCCUGGAGUGAUGCCAAGGGGCAGCUUCACAUGGACUCACAGCAGGACUACCAGCUCCUCGGGGCUCAGAGGGCUCCUGAGGGGCUCUACCUCCUCUUCAGAAGACCCUUCAGUACCUGUGACCCCAAGGACUACUUCAUAGAGGAUGGCACCGUGCACCUUAUCUAUGGGAUCCUGGAGAAACCAGUCCAUUCCCUCCAAGCCAUCAACAUCUCUGCCAUCCACAGGGGACUGCAGAGAGUGCAGCUGCUCAAGCCCAACAUCUCCAUUCCUGAACUGCCCAGAGAUGUGAAGACCAUGGAGAUAACAGCCCCUGACAUUGUCAUUCCCAGCCAGGAGACAACCUACUGGUGUUACAUGACAGAGCUCCCAAAGAGCUUCCUCAAACAUCACAUCAUCAGGUAUGAGCCAGUGAUCACAGCAGGCAACGAGGCUCUGGUCCACCACAUGGAGGUUUUCCAGUGUGCUGCUGAGUUUGACACCUUCCCCCAGUACAACGGGCCCUGUGACUCCAAGAUGAAGCCAGAGAGGCUCAAUUACUGCAGACACGUGCUGGCAGCCUGGGCCAUGGGAGCUCAGGCUUUCUACUACCCCGAAGAAGCAGGUCUUGCCUUUGGUGGCCCAGGCUCCUCCAGAUAUUUACGCCUAGAGAUUCAUUACCACAACCCUCUGGUGUUCAAAGGUCGCCAGGACUCCUCGGGGAUCCGCCUCUACUACACAGCCACCCUGAGACCCUAUGAUGCUGGCAUCAUGGAGCUGGGCUUGGUCUACACCCCAGUGAUGGCCAUUCCCCCAGGCCAGGAUGCUUUCAUCCUCACAGGGUACUGCACUGACAAAUGCACCCAACUGGCUCUGCCUGCUGCCGGCAUCCGAAUCUUCGCCUCCCAGCUCCACACCCACCUGGCAGGAAGGAAAGUGGUGACAGUGCUGGCCCGGGAGGGCAGAGAGCAGCAGGUGGUGAAUGCUGAUGGGCACUACAGCCCUCACUUCCAGGAGAUCCGCAUGCUGAAGGAGGUGGUUCCAGUGUUCCCGGGUGAUGAACUGAUCACAACCUGCACCUACAACACAGAGGACCGGAACCGAGCCACCGUGGGUGGGUUUGGCAUCCUGGAGGAGAUGUGUGUCAACUACGUGCACUACUACCCCCAGACACAGCUGGAGCUCUGCAAAAGUGCUGUGGAUCCUGGCUACCUGCACCGCUACUUCAACCUUGUGAACAGGUUUAACGACGAGGAAGUCUGCAUGUGCCCCCAGGUCUCUGUCCCACAGCAGUUUUUCUCUGUCCCCUGGAACACCUUCAACAGGGAUGUCCUGAAAUCCCUCUAUGGCUUUGCUCCCAUCUCAGUGCACUGCAACAAAUCCUCAGCCAUCCGGUUCCCGGGCGAGUGGGAGAAGCAGCCACUUCCCACCAUCACCGAGAGGCUGCGGGAGCCCAUCCCUCACUGCCCGCCUGCCCUGGGCCCUCAGCCUGCUGCCCCCAUCCCCAUCCCCCUGGGCGAGCUCAGGAGGGACUGACACCCCAUCCCCACUCCUUCCAUCACGACGGGAAGAGCCUCCAGGCAGGAGCAUCCGCAGGGAACAUCAUCCCAUCGCUCUCCCAGCAUCCCUGCCCACGCAGCGGGGCCGGAUGGUGCCCUGGGCCCUGUCUCUGGAGGGGGGGGGAUAGAGCUCACGAGUUAAGAGUUCAGAAAGUACUCUGGAGAUGGAAAGUGCUAUAUUUAGUGUGUGUUAUUAGCAA